AUGUCCAUGCUAGGAAAUAUAUUACUAAGAAAGGGUCUUACCUAUUCUAGUCCGCAAAACUCAGCUACUUCGAAUGAAGUAUUGAAAAAAAUGGUUCACAAUAAAGUGACUAUCAUCGGUUCUGGUCCAGCUGCACAUACUGCUGCUAUCUACUUGGCUAGAGCUGAGUACCCACCAACGUUAUACGAAGGUAUGUUUGCCAACGGUAUUGCUGCUGGUGGCCAAUUGACUACAACUACUGAAAUUGAAAAUUUCCCAGGUUUUCCAGAUGGUUUAGAUGGUAGUGAGUUAGUUGAAAGAAUGAAACAACAGUCCAUAAAGUUUGGUACAACUGUUAUUACGGAGACUAUUUCGAAGGUUGACUUAUCAUCCAGGCCAUUCAAAUUAUGGACAGAAUUUAACGAAGAUGCCGACCCAAUUACCACAGAUGCAUUGAUUAUUGCUACUGGAGCUUCUGCUAAAAGAAUGCAUGUUCCAGGUGAAGACACUUACUGGCAAAAGGGAAUCUCAGCCUGUGCCGUCUGUGACGGUGCUGUUCCAAUCUUUAGAAAUAAACCAUUAGCUGUUGUUGGUGGCGGUGAUUCUGCUUGUGAAGAAGCUGAAUUUUUAACCAAAUAUGGUUCAAAAAUUUUCUUAUUAGUAAGAAAAGAUCAUUUAAGAGCUUCUACUAUCAUGCAAAGAAGAGUUGAAAAGAACCCAAAGAUAGAUAUCUUAUAUAACACUGAAUUGAAGGAAGCUAAAGGUGACGGUAAAUUACUGCAAUCAUUAGCUAUUUUCAAUAACAAGGAAAAUACUAAUUCCGAUUUACCUGUCAAUGGUUUAUUCUACGCCAUUGGUCACACCCCAGCCACAGCUAUCGUCAAGGGCCAAGUCGACCAAGACGAAGUUGGUUACAUCAAGACUGUCCCAGGAACUUCUUUAACAUCUGUUAAAGGUGUCUUUGCUGCCGGUGAUGUUCAAGAUUCAAGAUAUAGACAAGCUAUUACAUCCGCAGGUUCAGGUUGUAUGGCUGGUCUAGAUGCUGAGAAGUAUUUACAAGAACUAUAUGACUAA
Molecule: messenger RNA, 1053 nt
Organism: Tetrapisispora phaffii CBS 4417
Lineage: Eukaryota; Fungi; Ascomycota; Saccharomycetes; Saccharomycetales; Saccharomycetaceae
Product: thioredoxin-disulfide reductase
Exons: 1
Coding region: 1-1053 (350 amino acids)
Biological process (GO): removal of superoxide radicals
Cellular component (GO): cytoplasm
Molecular function (GO): thioredoxin-disulfide reductase (NADPH) activity
Source: RefSeq, a predicted model, not a curated record